Trifolium pratense (red clover) is the source of this 2744-nucleotide messenger RNA. Its product is annotated as beta-glucosidase-like SFR2, chloroplastic. Gene Ontology annotation, molecular function: beta-glucosidase activity. Lineage: Eukaryota; Viridiplantae; Streptophyta; Magnoliopsida; Fabales; Fabaceae. Gene Ontology annotation, biological process: carbohydrate metabolic process. The transcript has 10 exons. The record is from RefSeq and is a predicted model, not a curated record. Bases 322 to 2214 code for a protein of 630 amino acids.
AAGCUAAAAUUGAAUGGAGAAUAUUAAGGGACACAAAAAGUUUAGUUACAAGUGUGACAAUAAUAUCCAAGAGGGGAAAGUGAUUGAAUGAACAUAAGAGAAGACAUAUGGAUUGGAUAGAGUUGAGAUUCUCAUCUGAUCUCAUAUGAUUGAUUGAGAUAAAAGUGGAGAUUACGUGCACUCUAAUCUAACCGUUCUUUUCUUUCUUUGUCCUCUUCUUCUAUCUACGUACUACACACAGCUUCUUCCACAACUCUGCAGUUAGUUAGUUACUUACUUAACGGUAUGAGACUGAGCGCGUAAGAACCACUUGCCGUUACAAUGACGCUUGUUUCACUCUUCCUCACCGCCACCAAACUCGCCGGAGCUAUAGUCACUCUCACCGUCGCCGCCAAUGCCUUCUCUUUCUCUCGUUUCCGCAACAAAAACCUUAACCGUUUUCGUUCCCCUAUUGAUGAAUCCUCUGAUACCCUCGCCGAUUUCAACAUUACAGAAGGAGAAGAUGGGUUUUUCUUUGGGUUGGCGACAGCACCGGCACAUGUUGAGGACAAACUUGAUGAUGCUUGGAUUCAAUUUGCUGAGCAAGAAAGUGUUGUUGGUUCUGAGCAGAAAGUGGAUGCUUUGAUGGGCUCUGCCACUGCUGACGGUGGGUCUCAACAAGCUGUAUCAUCUCCACAACAUGCUAGGAAGGGAAACAAGAAGUCUCUUAAGGUAGCUAUGGAGGCCAUGAUCAGAGGAUUUGAGAAAUACAUGGAAGUAGAUGAACAUGAAGGCGAAGAAGAAAUCAUUCCUAAUGUAACUGCUUGGCAUAAUGUACCUCACCCGGAGGAGAGGUUAAGGUUUUGGUCUGAUCCUGAUAUAGAACUAAAAUUGGCCAAGGAUACUGGUGUUACUGUUUUCCGUAUGGGAAUUGACUGGUCAAGAAUCAUGCCCAAGGAGCCAGUAAACGGCCUUAAAGAAUCUGUUAACUAUGCUGCAUUGGAGCGUUAUAAAUGGAUUAUCAGUAGGGUUAGAUCAUAUGGAAUGAAGGUGAUGCUCACUCUUUUUCAUCACUCACUUCCCCCCUGGGCAGGUGAUUACGGAGGUUGGAAGCUGGAAAAGACGGUGGAUUAUUUCAUGGACUUUACCAGGCUUGUUGUUGACAGUGUAUCAGAUUUAGUAGACUAUUGGAUAACAUUUAAUGAGCCCCAUGUCUUCUGUAUGCUUACUUAUUGUUCUGGCACCUGGCCUGGUGGACAUCCUGAUAUGCUGGAGGCUGCUACUGCCACACUUCCUACAGGUGUUUUCCAGCAGGCCAUGCAUUGGAUAGCUGUUUCUCACUUGAAGGCAUAUGAUUACAUCCACGAACUCAGUAACUCAUCAAAUCCAUUAAUUGGCGUUGCACAUCAUGUGUCGUUUAUGCGGCCCUAUGGUCUGUUUGAUAUUGCUGCUGUUUCAUUGGCUAAUUCAUUGAGUCUCUUCCCAUUCAUCGAUGAGAUAUCCAAAAAGCUGGACUUUAUAGGCGUUAACUAUUAUGGCCAGGAAGUGGUUUCAGGUGCUGGCCUAAAGCUGGUGGAAAAUGAUGAGUACAGUGAAUCUGGUCGUGGGGUAUAUCCUGAUGGCUUAUAUCGCAUGUUGCUUCAGUUCCAUGAAAGAUACAAGCAUCUAAAUAUGCCCUUCAUAAUUGCUGAAAAUGGAAUUGCAGAUGAAACUGAUUUGAUCCGCCGGCCGUAUCUCUUGGAGCAUUUGCUUGCUGUUUAUGCAGCUAUGAAUGAGGGUGUGUCUGUGCUUGGUUACCUAUUCUGGACUAUUUCUGAUAACUGGGAGUGGGCUGAUGGAUAUGGCCCCAAGUUUGGACUUGUUGCAGUUGACAGGGCAAAUAAUCUUGCACGGAUCCCUCGCCCUUCUUACCAUCUGUUUUCUAAAGUUGUGAAUAGCGGUAAAGUUACACGUGAAGAUCGUGAAAAAGCUUGGAAUGAACUUCAAAGAGCUGCCGAAGAGAAGAAGACAAGACCAUUUUAUCGGGCUGUGGACAAAAAUGGUUUAAUGUUAGCAGGUGGACUUGAUGAACCGAUACAGCGACCUUAUAUAGAAAGAGAUUGGCGGUUUGGUCAUUAUGAGAUGGAUGGCCUGCAAGAUCACUUAAGCCGCUUCUCAAGAUUCACUAUUCAACGAUUAUCCCUAAAAAGGAAAAAGAAAUAUCAAAAGAAGGAAUCGGUUCUUAACCCUCUUUGAACUUGAACUUAGCCAUCGAUAACUUAUCAAAUCUCAUCGAUCCCUUUACUACUCAAAGUAACUUGUAUACAUACUUCAAAAUGCACAGCCAAAUGGCUCAGCUUUCUAGUAUAUGAUACCCUCAAAGUAGAAUGAUAUUCAAUGUGAGGGAAUUUUGCAUAUGGAUCCUCGGCAACGACUUUAGGUGCUGUCUGCAUUAUAGAUCCAUUUUGGAGAAUUUCUCGCUUAUUGAAAUGGAAGAGAAUUGCAUUCGGGACUGCAUUAUAUAUCAAGGUUGUAAAGUUUGUCUUCCAGAUUUGCUGCAUUGUCCAUAUAUAUUAUAAUGCAGAUGAGUUUUGUGACUUUUAAGAUGAUUUUAGUUGUGUGCUCAUCUGCUGUGCUUUCAUUCAUGCCUGUAAUAAUAUAAUACACCAAAAGUAUUUGUUUUCAAGGUGUAUAGUUUAUCUGUUGCAAUCAACAGUAAUACUUAUAUGAAAAAUGUGACUAUGAAUUAAAAAAUAUUUCCAAUGAAUUCAUAUUGAAGAUGUAAA